AUGCUGCGGGCCGUCCUGAAGCUCUGCUGUGGAAUCACAUACCCACAUCUACGGAGCAUGGCAGGUCUGCAGCGAGCAGCUCUGGUGGCGUUCAUCCAGGAGAUCGCACACUUGCAGAGCCGAGGACAAAUAGUCCUUCCAGCAUGGAGCCCUUUGAGAUGGACUGAAAAGACAGAGGCGGUGGAGCAGAGGACGGCUGCAUUGGCCGAUGAGGACGUGUUUUAUCUGAAACAAGGAGAAGCAGCGCUGAAUGAAGCUCUGAAGAUCGUGGAGUCCGAGGACGGAUGGAAACUGGAGACGGCCGAGAAGAAUGGAGAUGUGAUCUAUAGCAAAGUUCUCACUGGCAACAGGAAGGUUUUCCGAUUAGAGGCCGAACUGAACUCGUCUCCAGAGGAACUUCACAACAUCUUGUUCUUCAGAGUGGAGGAGAUGCACGAAUGGAACCCCAGCAUCAGACGCAUCAAAACUCUGAUUCUGGGUUUCCUCUGCUCCUGCACUCAUGUAGCUGAAGAUGGACCCACCUGCAUCAUCCUGCAGCCGCUUCAGGACCGUCCCGACCGCAGUCGCUUCAUCUGGCUGCUCAACAUGGACGUCAAGGGUUGGCUCCCGCAGUCACUAGUGAACAAGGCUCUUCCUCGAGCACAAGCGGACUUCACUAAACACCUGCGGCGCCGGCUGGCCGCUCAAAACUCAGAAAACAGCAGAUGCUGAGAGUCAGACAUCAACACUGACGACGAUAUAGGA
Messenger RNA from Sinocyclocheilus grahami, 744 nucleotides. Its product is annotated as steroidogenic acute regulatory protein, mitochondrial-like. Lineage: Eukaryota; Metazoa; Chordata; Actinopteri; Cypriniformes; Cyprinidae. The record is from RefSeq and is a predicted model, not a curated record. Gene Ontology annotation, cellular component: mitochondrion. The coding region runs from base 1 to 711 and encodes 236 amino acids. The transcript has 7 exons. Gene Ontology annotation, molecular function: cholesterol transfer activity; cholesterol binding. Gene Ontology annotation, biological process: intracellular cholesterol transport; regulation of steroid biosynthetic process; steroid biosynthetic process.